Oncorhynchus kisutch (coho salmon) is the source of this 831-nucleotide messenger RNA. It is a transcript of the gene dnaaf19, whose product is annotated as dynein axonemal assembly factor 19. The record is from RefSeq and is a predicted model, not a curated record. Gene Ontology annotation, biological process: inner dynein arm assembly; determination of left/right symmetry; epithelial cilium movement involved in extracellular fluid movement. The transcript has 3 exons. Gene Ontology annotation, cellular component: outer dynein arm. Lineage: Eukaryota; Metazoa; Chordata; Actinopteri; Salmoniformes; Salmonidae. The coding region runs from base 1 to 831 and encodes 276 amino acids.
AUGGAUGACUCUCAUGAGGUUUUAAACUUCUCAGCGCUGGAGCGGGAGUUGCAGUCUGCUGUAGAAGCAGACAAGAAAUAUCAAAGAGAAAAUGAUGCAAAGUUCCGUGCUCUACACCAGAAGGUCGGAACGUAUGAGGAGUUUAGGGACAUAGUCCUGGCAUCCAACCUGAAACCACUGGACAGGAAGGAUAAAGCUGGAGCUCCUCGCAAACAGCCAUGGAAUGCUCUCGCCUCCACUGACAAAGGGCAGAACCAGACUAGCUGUGAUGAAAUAGGCCUAAAGCCUCAGUUGUCCGAGUUCCUGCCCAGGACAGCAUCAGAGUUCAGCCGGGACUGGCGCAGGUUCGGCAGUGAAAACCCAGAGGAUAAAUACAGCCUCCUGCUCUCCCUAGGUGGAGAGGGCCUUCGGAACAUCUUCAGGGCUGAGGUGGGGUUCGGACUACUGGGGGAAUUUCUUGUGUUCCUUUCCAGUGGUCUCCAGCCUGGGGAUGAGGCCAUGGUGAUAGGGAUCCUGGAGGGGCUGUCCAAGACCCCCAGGUUUGGCCUCAAUGUGUGCCUCCUGAGCCAGGCUGAGAGAGAGGCAUGUGGAGAUCUGUUUCAGAACCUGAGGAAAGCAUCAGCAGCGGGGAAUAGCAGUGUCAAAGGAUCCAAAGGGGAUGUCAUUGUCCAUGGAAGUAAUGUGGAAGAGAUUAAAGAGACACAAGAUGCUGAGCCAGAGACUCUGUUUCCAGGACAGACCAGCGAGGAUGCCGGAAGAAGCAGUGAUACUGAAACUUUAAAUGGUAUAAUGCAGUUGUAUGGGGUUCAAACGGUCUCUCCUCCUCAGUAA